Meleagris gallopavo (turkey) is the source of this 2571-nucleotide messenger RNA. The record is from RefSeq and is a predicted model, not a curated record. NCBI's taxonomy places the organism in Eukaryota, Metazoa, Chordata, Aves, Galliformes, Phasianidae.
AUGUUCCACCUCUUCUCACACUGCUGGACCUGGCUGCAGGCCGUGCAGGAGCCCGUCAGGAAAGUGACCCUGCUCGUCGUGGGGCUGGACAACUCAGGGAAGAGCUCCGUCAUCAUGGACAUCAUGAGAGCUCUGGCCAGCGAGGUGCUGCCUGCAGCACAGCCCGGCCAGACCCGCCUGCGGGUGAACAGGUUUGAGGUGACGCUGGUGGAGCUGCCCGGAGCUCAGCGCUGCCGCAGUGCCUGGCGCAGCCACUACGGUGCAGCCGACGGGCUGCUCUUCGUGCUGGACUCCAGUGACCUGGCACGGAUGGAGGAGGCUCGCAAGGCUCUGAGCCGCGUCCUGAGUCACCCCGAUGUCUCUGGAAAGCCCCUCUUACUGACUGACCACCUCUCCCUAUGCCUCAGCCUGGCCAACAAGCAGGACGUGGCGGCUGCAUUGCUGCCCUGUGAGCUGAUCGAACGCCUGGCACUGCAGCAGCUCGUCAACGAGAACCACUCACCCUGCCGCAUUGAGCCAUGUGCAGCCGUGGGCCCAGCCCGCAGCACACUGCAAGGACUGCGCUGGCUCCUGCGUGCUGCUGCUGAGCACUCCCUGCAGCUCCCCACUGCCUGCUCCCCAUCACCUGACUCCGGACCCAGAGCAGCCCAUGGCCGCCCACAUGCACGCAGGGACCCCCUGGCCCAAAGGGAAGAUGAAUCUUGCAGUGCAGAGAAGAUAAAGGAGCCACAGCCCACCCGCCGCCUCCUCUCCCCAAGUCCCCAGAAGGUGAGCACAAACGGCCCCGGGAAGAGGAAAAAGAAGGUAAAGGUGAGGAAGAAGGGCACAGGGCAGCUGAACCCAGCUGAAGAACCAGAGGGAGGAGCAGCAGGAGGGGCUGAUGGCCGAGCCAGCACUGCUGGGGGAUUGCUGGCCCCCAAUAGGGUCGGACAGGAGGAACCUGUGCCUGCUGGGACAGCUGCCCCCCACUCAGGUGAGAGGAGGCUAUGGGAGCUGCUGGCACUACCUACUCAGGCACCUCAGGAUCCCCAAAGCCACCCCAAGAGGGGCUGUGGGGACCCAUACACGUGGUGCUGUGCUGGACCAGCGGUCCCUGGGAUCUUCCUUAGCUCUGCUUACAGGUCAGCUGGGGCGCAGAGCAGAUGGCAUCAGUCUGGAUGGGAAUGAGGAGAGACAUGUCUGAUGCACAGAGGUGAUGGAGGGCUGCAGACCUGCCAGCAGCAGUCCUCCGAGCUGGGUUGGUGACACCAGCACCCUUGCCCAAAGGUGAUGCCUUAAAUUUUGUAUUUCUCUAUCCAGCACAGGGCAUGAAAAAGAAAAAGAAGAAAAAAAUCAAGAAUAAAAUCAAAUCACAGGAGCCUGUCAUGGAGCAGCAGCAGGAGGAGGUCUCAAGUACCUUUGGUUGGUAUUUCCCAGGAUUGACUUUGCCCAAAAGCAUCAAGGGGUCCCAUUCUGUUGGCAGCAGGGUUUGAGCUGCUUGGGAGCACUUGGGCACAUAGUACCUGGUGAGGGGGCACAGGUACAGGCAGGGCAAAAUGCUGGGAAGGUGGGUGCUGUGGUUGCUGCCUUUGGGUAGGAUGCAGCCAGGGAGCCCAAGUGCACAGUGCCAGGCUCAGUCUCUGGUUAGUGCCCGAUUUCCUUCCUCCCCCAGACCUGUACCGCCGGGCAAUGCUGGCUCUGAAGAUGCGGCAGGAGCAGAGGAAGCAGCCGUCUGCCAUCGCUCCCUGAGCAGGACAGGCGAGUCCUAGGGCAUGCAUGCUCUUGCAGCUAGUGCAGGGCUCCUGGGCUGUUUGGCCAGGGCUGGCAGUCCUGGGGCAGGAACAGCAGCACUGUUGUCCUCUGCGUGACUUGAAAAUCAGGAUCUGCAGGAGCAAGCCAGAAGUCCCGUUGUAAAAAGCCUCUUUGGCAGCCGGGUUGCAAACAGCCUGAAAAGGAAACAGACGGCACUUUCUGACCCUGUGUUAGUAUUCUGUGUAAGACUUGCCCUGAACCCUGCUGAGUCUGUAGAAGAGAGAGGAAGCUCGGAGCAAAUAUCCCAUGGGAAAAGCCCAUUUCUUGAACUGACACAAACCCUGGCGGAGCCGUGUUCGUGGGUCAAGGGCUAACUCGGCCACUCAUCCAGCCCCCGCCUGCUGCCUGGACACGCUGAGCUUCCAGCUGGUGAGGUCAGAUGGGCAGAGCCAUGCCCAGCUCCAGCCUGAGCCAGGGCACAGAGCAGCAUCUGCAUCCCGACACAACCAUCUGCACCUAACACAACCCAUCCACAGCUCUCAAUUCCUGGACACUGCCUGCCCUGUGCAGGGCAAGAAAAACCACUAAACCCUCAGCUGGGCUAAAAAGGGGAAAAGAACAACUCUGGCUACUCCGCCUCGCUGGUGUGCUGUGAAAUUAUUAGAUUCGAUUGCCAGCGCCUACGGUGAUGAACUGCAGCAGCUUAAGCCCAGCCUGUGCUUGCAGUGAGCCGGUCCCACUGCCCAGCCGGCCUGGGGACGAGACGAGGGCCGGGGUCGGGAGGGCCGGCAGCUCCCCCUGCUGCCCCGGGCGUGCAGGGAAAUAAAACAAUAAAUGCAG